Molecule: messenger RNA, 1505 nt
Organism: Cannabis sativa
Lineage: Eukaryota; Viridiplantae; Streptophyta; Magnoliopsida; Rosales; Cannabaceae
Exons: 3
Coding region: 361-1302 (313 amino acids)
Source: RefSeq, a predicted model, not a curated record
CUAGAAAGAAAUUUGUUAAAAAAUAAAAAAACUAAAAGUAGUUAGAAAUUCAAUUUAAAACAUGUAUGUAAUGUAGCAUUGGAUCCCUUCCCAACCAACAUCUUUGAACUAUUUAUCUGAUUUCAAUAUUUCUAUCUCAACCAUUAGAUUUACUUUAUUAAAAUUCUGAUCAUGUCUGAUUGUCUUCCACUAUUUAAAUCCCAUCAUUCUCUUCUACCCCACCAUUCUCUUUAAUAUUGCAUCUAAAAUAAUUAUAAAAGAAAAAAAAAUCCAUUCUAUUCUAUUUUUCUCUGCUAAAUAUACACCGCACCACUAUACUCAAAACAUAUUAUCUAUCCAAUUUGUGUCGGAAGAGAAGAGAUGACUUCAAGAGGUACUUCAUAUACAUUUGAAGAAGAUGUACACCUCUGCAAGAAAUAUCUCCACAUUUUGAAAAACCCAAUCAUAGGUAGAAGUCAUUCCAAAGACAACAUCUGGUCCAGACUUGAAGUUGAUUAUAACAAUUCCAAACCAGAGUUCAUCACCCAAGUUCGACCUAAAAGAUCCUUGCAAUGUCGAAUGCAACUUAUUCUUACUGCUGUUGCCAAACUCAGAGAAUGCAUUCAACAAGUUGAAAAUCUAAAUCUAAAGGAUGCUUCAGAACUAGAUAUUUUAAAUCAAGCUAAAGUGCUGUUAGCUCAAGAUAAAAAUUACAAAAAAGGGUUCAAAUUUGACCAUGUCUUCUCCAUUCUUAAAGAUUCUGAACAAUAUGAAAAUAAUAUCAUCAACACUCGAAUAUCAGUCUCUCGAAGGCGAAAUUAUCAGGAUAAUUAUCAUGAAAAUUUUGUAGUAUCAGAACCAAAGUCACCUACUUCAGAAUCAUCAACGUCGGAAUCGCUUGAAUUGUCAUCAUUUUCUCUUAAAAUAUUCGAUGAGAAUUUUGGGCAUUGUUCAACUCAACAACCCAAUGGAAUGGACAAAGCGAAAUCUAAAAGGAAAAAUAGCGUUGAAAGUUCAGAUGCCAUCGAAACUAAGGAACAAGAAAAUCGACAACUUGGUGAGAUGCUCAAAGAGAACAACUCAUUUAGGCAAAAGAUUUACCAAAUGCAAAUGGUAAGAGCUCAAAUUGAGUCAAGAAAAUUGGCUUUGGCUGAAUAUCGUGAGCAAAAUAAGAUUUUACUGGCAGAUUUGAAUUCUAUAGCCGAUCCGAAAGUACGUGAGUUUUUUGUAAGGGAACAAAUGCAAAUUAUGCAGAAAAGAUCUCAACAACAAGGUCAAGGAUCUCAACAACAAGGUCAAGAAUCAAAACAUACUUCUGAUUAAUUCUUCAAUAAUCUCAGCCUAGGUCACAAGACAACGCCAGAAGAUGUGUUAUUUUGGCAAUAUGCUAUGGGAGAAAUUUAUUUUUUUCCUCCAAAAAUGUAUAUGGUUCAAUAAUGAAUGUUUCUGCUUGUUACUGUGUAACUGGAUAGACUUUCAUCUCAGUAUUUUUCUUGGCCAAUGCAAAAAUUGGUUGAAACUGAAAA